This is a messenger RNA of Cyclopterus lumpus (lumpfish), 2190 nucleotides long. It is a transcript of the gene ntan1, whose product is annotated as N-terminal asparagine amidase. Gene Ontology annotation, molecular function: protein-N-terminal asparagine amidohydrolase activity. The record is from RefSeq and is a predicted model, not a curated record. NCBI's taxonomy places the organism in Eukaryota, Metazoa, Chordata, Actinopteri, Perciformes, Cyclopteridae. The coding region runs from base 160 to 1080 and encodes 306 amino acids. Gene Ontology annotation, cellular component: nucleus. The transcript is spliced from 10 exons. Gene Ontology annotation, biological process: ubiquitin-dependent protein catabolic process.
GAGCCGGAAACCGUAGAAGAAGAAAGCCUUCAGGAAAUUCCAUUCGGUUAUUUGGUUUUUCAGUUACUCCGUAUUUUGAGAUAUUAAGCCAUAAAAUAUGAAGUUACGAUCUUUAUAAUAGUAGGAUAACCAGCUGAUAUUAAAGUGGACCUUAAGAAAAUGCCGUUGUUAAUUCAAAAUAGAGGACUUGACCGCAUAAGCUCGACAGCGGAACUGUUCGACAAAUAUCCACAUUUACAGGAAAAUGCAAGAACAUUUAGCUCCAAGCUACUUGUUGAUGUCGACCCAAAGUGCCUCUUAUAUGUUUCACAAAGAGAGUUUGCUGCCACAACACCAGCAGACAAAUGUGUUUCAGUAAUUGGAUCUGGUGACGCCACCACCUGCCAUGUGGUUGUUCUGCGACACACCGGAAGUGGAGCUGUUUGCCUUGCUCACUGUGAUGGUUCCAGCACCUGGUCUGAAGUCCCGCUCCUUGUGAAAGCUGUGAUGUCUCUGAGUAGCGUCAGUAAGGAGGGCAGACUUGAGCUCCAUCUUGCCGGGGGAUUUAACGAUGAGUCAAAAACAUCCCAUAAACUCAGCCUUAACAUACUGGCAGCUUUCCAGAAACUGAAAGAGGAUAUUCAUCUGGAAACAUGUUGCAUCACAGAAAUGAAUGACAUUGUUGUUGAUGGAAGAAGUCAUCGUCCUGUAGUAUACGGAAUAGGUGUGAAUGUUAAAACAGGGGAAGUGUUCCCUUCGUCAUUUACUCAUAAAGGACCUGCAGAGGAGCUGCGAUCGGCAAGGACCUUCACUGGGGGACAGAUGGCAGACAUAUAUGACUCAAGUCGAGGGCUUGUUAAAAUUGGGCCUUGCAAGUGGUCUCCAAAUCUGGAUAUUGCCUUCUGGUUGUCACAAAAUGAUGACACAAUUUUAAAGUACCUGUCCACCUCUCCGAUGGCUGAGCCGCCACACUUUGUCCAGCACAUGAAGACCACCAUCCAGUUCCUUUUAGAACACCCCAACUCUGAUAGCCUGUUCCCCGGGGGUCAGCCACAGCUCUACCACAGGACUGAGAGGGGGGACUGGGAGAGGGCUGUCUAGCCAAAGAGAUCUACUCGUAUCUCUCGCUGGACCUUACCAUGGAACCUGACUGUUUUUGCCUCUCAGCUCAAUGGAUACACUGUGACCCAUCCAUCCACUGUCUGUAUUUUGUUUAUUGUGUCUUAACAUGGAGGUUGGCCCUGGCUGGAGCAUACUGCAUGUGUGUUGAAUGGCUAUCCUGACCCCUCUGGCUGGUCCAGUAAAAAGAGUAGAGAAGGUACAAGUGAUUAUGUUAGUGCCUGUAACAAUGAAUUGUUCUACUCUUGGGAGAUGGUGUCAAAUAUGGAACUUAUAUCAUCUGCUGUGUUGCAGUAAGUAAGUCAAGGUUAAAGUCCUACUAUACUUGGCUGUUUGGAUUGUCAAAGGAUUUAUUAACUCUUUUGUCUUGUGUCUAGUCAACAAGUUGUUUUUUCCAAAGCCUAUUUUUUCUUCUAUUCAGUUCCAAACUUGCAUGCAUCCACUGUUCAGCUUAUAGCAGUACAGUCAAGCAACUUGUACAAUUCAAACUUUAAUCAUUUGCCUUUAUAUUUUUGUCAGUCAGUUAAUGUCAAAUCAAACCUGGCCAAUCUCAAGCAAGUUGUAAGAUUGGCCAGGUAUUACAAUCUAAAACUAAAGGUAUGCUAUAGUAAUGUAUACAUAAUAUGUAUUUACUGGGCAAAAAAUGUGAAACCAUAUGAAUGAUCUAAAGCCUGACCUACUAUUGAGCAGUAAUUUCAGGUAGAAAACUUGCUGUUUAAAACAGUGAAGAAAAUACUAAUUGCAAAGCUCUGCAUUGUUGAAAGUUUAUUUUUCUCUACCAAUGCACCUUCCUGAUGAAAAUGUUUUACUUCAUCAGACGGGGGAUACUUGGCCAUGAAUGUGUAUGUUUUAGGAAACGGCAUGUGUCGAUGUGUAUACUAAUCUGCAGGGGGUGGUGUGGAUUCUUAACAAACACAACAAAAUAUGAUUUUACAAUUUUUUGAAUUUUUUUUAUGGUUGAAAUGAAAACAACACCAUAUAAACUGUAUACGGCCUUUUCAUCAGUUGUGUUGUUCGGGAGAUUGCAAGGUACUUAAAGCAUGUUUGGACAGACUGUACAUGUUGCUAAAUAAAUGUAAAUGGUCAAAUCGA